AUGACUCAAGAACUGGAACGAAUUUUCGCAGACUUGGGCUUGUCCCAAUAUCUCAAUGCAUUUAUUGACCAAGGCUUUGAUGCUUGGGACACUAUUCUUGAUAUCCAAGAGUCUGACCUAGAUGCCCUGGGUGUCAAAUUAGGCCAUCGAAGAAAGUUGCAACGGCGUAUCGCAAAUGCGAGGGGGAUUGCGCCUAGUGUAUCAUUGAGCUCGUCUGUUAAGCCGGGAUCCGAUGAAUCAAAGCAAGACGAGGUGAAGCGAGAUUCGUCCCGAACUGUCGCCGAGUCCAAUGGCGUCACCAAGAGGAAAUACCGACGGCAUCCCAAGCCAGAUGAAAAUUCCCCCGAGAGACCGCCGUCGGCAUAUGUUUUGUUCUCAAACAGAAUGAGAGAAACCCUCAAAGACCACAAUCUCACAUUCACAGAGAUUGCUAAGUUAGUAGGAGAAAACUGGCAGAGCCUCCAACCUGAAGAAAAGGACGUUUUUGAGAGCCAGGCCAAUGCCGCGAAAGAGAAAUAUAAUCGAGAAUUGACAGAAUACAAGAAGACCCCGGAAUAUCGCAAGUAUUCGCAGUAUCUCCAUGACUUCAAAGAGAGACAGGCCAAGCAAUAUAAAGGGCAAGAUGGUUCGAAGAGAGCCAAGGUUGAGCCUGCCAGACUGCGUCAUGGUAGUACGAGUAGCAGUGCAACACCAAACACCACAAACUCCAGCGCCAGUGGUAGCAACAGCGAGCGCCUUCGGGGUAGUGAACCGCCACCAACACGACGAGAAUGUGUAGAUUCCACAACAUCGCUUGCCGAAUCGCCUCAUUCUUCGGCUGCACCAACGCCAAUGUCGGCCCAGAAUUCGUAUGAUGACGCUGGACCAUCUCCACGGGCAAUGCAGUUCGAUAACGGGAGCCCAACAGAUGCUCAUCAGCCUUCCCGGCAUCAGCCCACGAUGCGUGGGAGAGGUCGGGCUGAUUCAAUGCAACAACACCUGCCAUCCCUUUCCGACAUGUUAGAUGCUAGACAAAAGGCGAUUGUUCACCCGGUUGCUGACGGGCUCUCGUACCCUAGUCGACCAGCAAAUAGCUCCACGCGUACGUCUCUUGAUAGUGCAUCUCUUCUCUCUGCGGGGCGAACUCCUACCUUGAGGCACGAGUCCUCAUCGAAUGGCACAAAUAUAUCAGGCAGUUCGAUGGGGAGUUUUGGUCGACCACCGGGGGAAGGUCCGUUACCAAUUCAUGCUUUGCUCUCGGAUCGCACCUUGGUUGGAUCUUCAGUCCAUGAACAACAACCCAACCCAAUUCUUAACGGCGCUACUGGUCCCAUGAAUACGCAGCAGUCUCUCGUUGGCUUUGCCCAUGGUCCCAGCGGUUAUGGCUUUCAAUCCGACUCAUCGCCGUUCCAUCACAUGAGGGUCGAACAGUCGAGUGAAGGAGACGUGGUCAUGACAACUGAUGAGACGCUGGCGCCACAAAGGCAAUCUCGCGGAACAAAGGAUAACCUCGACGGUAUGAAUGCUCUAUUGCGAGCUGGCGAAAUUGUUGGACGUGGUGAGCGGCGGUAA
Metarhizium brunneum ARSEF 3297 is the source of this 1551-nucleotide messenger RNA. It is a transcript of the gene HMG20A, whose product is annotated as High mobility group protein 20A. NCBI's taxonomy places the organism in Eukaryota, Fungi, Ascomycota, Sordariomycetes, Hypocreales, Clavicipitaceae. The record is from RefSeq and is a predicted model, not a curated record. Gene Ontology annotation, cellular component: nucleus. Gene Ontology annotation, molecular function: protein binding. Gene Ontology annotation, biological process: regulation of gene expression.